AUGUUCCCGACAAUUUUCUUCUUCGUAAUCUCAAUUGGAAUAUCGAAUUGUAUCUUUUGUAAUGACGGAUCCAAUCCAUGUCACUUAGAUAAGUCCAAUUCGCCAAAUGCGUAUUUUUUACCACGAAACGGUUAUUUUUGUCUUGAUGCGUUUAAUGGUCAAGUCAUUUGUACAUGUCCUGAUAAUUCAACAACACGUGAUCAACCGUGUCGAAUUUGUAAUCGAACGCCAAAUCCAUGUGGAAUUGGACCAUCGGUUGUGACAUGUACCGAUAUUAAUAGAUCUUUUUCAUGUUUAUGUAAUGAUGGAAAUGGAGGGUUGGUGGCUUCGACAUCACCUUGUGAUGAACGAAACGUAAUCCCGUCACUCGAAGACACUUGUGAAAAUCAAGGUGUACGAGAUCCAAUAACCAAUUUAUGUAAUUGUCCAAAUGGUUUUACCGGAGACAAAUGUGAAACUCCAACAGAUGAUGAUUUAUGCGAUAAAAUUGUAUGUCAAUCAAAAGGUAUAUGCGCUGUUCGGCCAGUCAAAGCUGGAGGAUCAUUAUUUCAACCUCAAUGUUUAUGUCGGUCGGGUUUUGACGGAGAAUUUUGCGAACGAGAAAACAUUUUGGGAAGUUGUUCGUCAAUCCAUUGUUUGAAUGGUGGAGCUUGUAAAGAGCGUCAAAUUGGAAAACCUUUCUAUAGUUCAUGUCAAUGUCGAGCGGGAUGGACCGGAAAACGAUGUGAAAGACAAUAUUUUCGUUGCAAAUCAGCAGGACAUUUCACUGAUGAAUUAAUGAAAGAUCAAGGAAAAUACUUUUGGUGUAUCGCUUUCAAAGAUGAAUUCUUGGCAAGACAAUUAUCAUGUCCAAUAGGUUUGAAAUUUAAUGCAGAAAAACAACUAUGCUUAUCUUAG
Messenger RNA from Adineta ricciae, 897 nucleotides. The record is from the annotation of a GenBank genome assembly. NCBI's taxonomy places the organism in Eukaryota, Metazoa, Rotifera, Eurotatoria, Adinetida, Adinetidae.